AGAAUUAUGUGUCGUUUUGUACAGGUUCUGACAAGAGAUUACUUAGCCUAGUGUUGACAUGUUCAUGCAUAAUUUCAAAUUUGAAUUUAGCCUUUGCAUUACAAUUAUAACAUUCCAUCAGAAGUUAUGGAAAAUAGAAGGAAAACGCAUGGGAAAGAACAUAAGAACACCAUUGCGUUCAGAAUUGGAAAAUCUAUAACAUUUGAACUAACACCCAGGGGAGUGAUGCAGAUAUGCAGGGUGACUGACUGUGGAGAUUUCCGGUGUACACAUUAGUAGGAGAUGGCGUUUUGCCCUGAACUCGCCACAGUCCUUCGCUAGCCGUAGCCAAAUAUUUGUCGAAGGUCGGCUCUUCUCCUGGCUCCAGAAGAAGAGUCUGGCGUGACGGUUUAGAGGCGUACCCAAAUGGUUCUUUACUAGUGUACGAUCAGUGGCUUAUACCUAGUCACAGCAGACCGACUACAGUAGCCACUGAGAGUCUAUAGAAACGCAUCAAUUGAACACAACCCCCCCUCCCCAACCAAAACCUGCCCCCAUUGCCAGGACCCCCUUUUUGCCCGUUAUUUUUGACCCUCCUUGGCCUCCCCCGGACAGAGUUGAAACUGAAUCCAUACGUCCACGGCAGUGCAGGAAUGACGGAGGCGUGGCAGCAGCAGCAUCCGGUAGCGCCCCCGCCCACUGUGGUGCACAACCUCCCGCCGGGCUCCGACAGCGCACUGGGUUGCGCCGUCUACGGCAUCGUCCUGCAGCAGGACGGCGCCUCCCUCCAGCAGCAGCAGCAGCAGCAGCCGCCGCAGCACGGCCAGGGGGCCCAGCAGCACCCUGUGGCCGCCCAGCAGCCCUCGUUGCAGGCGGGGGGCGAAGGAGGGCACAAGUGCGGGGCGUGCGGCCAUGACAUAUCCCACCUGGCUAACCCACACGAGCACCAGUGCAUGGGCGGCAGCGACCGGUCGUUCCAGUGUACCCAGUGCAUGAAGAUCUUCAGCCAGGCCACGGACCUGCUGGAGCACCAGUGCGUGCAGGUGGAGCAGAAGCCGUUCGUUUGCGGCGUGUGCAAGAUGGGCUUCUCCCUGCUCACCUCUCUGGCGCAGCACCACAACUCCCACAACAACGGCAACAACCCCAUGAAGUGCUCCAUCUGCGAGAAGACCUACCGCCCGGGGUCGGGCGGCAACACGCCGACCUCCUCCGCCGCCAACCCGUCCACGGGCGAGGCCUCCAGUGGCGGCGCGGCUUGUGGCGCCUCCGCACCCACGGCGUUCGAGGCGUCGGGGCCGGACAGGCCCUACAAGUGCUCUGUGUGCCACAAGAGCUUCCGGCACCUGUCUGAGCUGACGCGCCACGAGCGGGUGCACACGGGCGAGAAGCCCUACAAGUGUGACACCUGCGACAAGAGCUUCAGCCAGUCCUCCCACCUGGCCCACCACCAGCGCACGCACAGCUCCGAGCGGCCGUACAAGUGUGCCGUCUGCGAGAAGUGCUUCAAGCACCGCUCGCACCUCGUGCGGCACAUGUACGCCCACUCUGGGGAGCACCUGUUCAAGUGCAACCUGUGCGAGAUGCACUUCAAGGAGUCGUCGGAGCUCCUCCACCACCAGUGCCAGCCCACGGGGACCGCCGACCGGCCGUUCCGCUGCGGCUCCUGCGGCAAGGGCUUCAAGCGGCCGUCCGACCUGCGGCAGCACGAACGCACGCACUCCGAAGAGCGCCCGUUCCAGUGCGAGGAGUGCCAGAUGAGCUUCAAGCAGCAGUACGCCCUGGUCCGUCACCGGCGCACGCACAAGAACCCUGCCGACCGGCCGUUCAAGUGCAACCUGUGUGACAAGGGCUUCCUGCAGCCCUCCCACCUGCUCUACCACCAGCACGUCCACGGCAUGGAGAGCCUGUUCAAGUGCGCCUCCUGCCAGAAGGGCUUCAGCCAGUCCGGCGAGCUGCUCCGGCACAAAUGCACUGGCUCGGGAUCGGCGUCCGGCUCCGCGGUCACGCCGGCGCCGGAGAAACCCUACAAAUGUGACGUGUGCGGCAAAGGCUACAAGAAGAAAUCCACGCUGCAGCGCCACCAGAACUCCAGCUGCCAGGAGAAGCCGCUGAAGUGCUCCCUGUGCAACCGGCGCUUCCUGUCGUCGUCCGAGUUCGUGACCCACCGAUGCGACCCGUCCCGCGAGAAGCCGCUGAAGUGCCCCGACUGCGAGAAGCGCUUUAAGUACUCUUCGGAGCUGCAGCGCCACCGGCGCGUUCACACCGGCGAGAAGCCCUACAAGUGCUCCAGCUGCGACAAGAGCUUCAAACAGCGGGAGCACCUGGUCAAGCACCAGGUGGUGCACUCGCGGGAAGCCCAGUUCAAGUGUGUGUGGUGCGGGGAGCGCUUUGUGAACCUGGGGGCCCUCCAGGAGCACACGGUCCAGCACACCGCAGAGGGGGGCGGGUACCCGGCCGCGCCCUGCAUACAGUGAGACGGCCAUGCGGCCGCUAUGCUCCUGCAGCGUGUGAACACACACACACACACACCAUGAGGUGGAACGAUGCCCGCCAGACACACAGCAAGCUACCCCCUCCCCCUCCCUCCACCCCGGCUGCCACCUUAUACCUUAUUUGUAUAUAGUCACAAACACACGUUAUUUACAUUUGGCAAAACGCACCCAGAAACCUCCCACUUGCUUUUGCAUAAACAGUUGGUAUACCUCUGUUUACACCUAACUAUGAAGUCAUUACUGGCACCACCUUUUUAUUUUUUAUAUUUUUCAUGUACAGGGUAAUCAUGCCCAUGUUCCGCCCUUCCCCUGUGACUUCAGCCGCGGAAAAAAAAAAAAAGUUAACACCAACUGCUGAUGACCAGGAUCGACUGUGACCUUCAUGUCGGGUGCCAUUGUCUCAUGCCAGAGCGGGUCGAUUCAAAUGCCAUCGGGGUAGAUCAAAAGUAGUGGGUCCACAGAACCCGUUUCUACCUCAGCUGAAAUAAUUGAAGCUUAAACGAUCUGUUGAAUCAAUGUUGAUGUUUCUUCUUUUUGGUGAGGACGUCCCAGCAAAACAUCUUGCUGAAGAUUUUGUGUUUAACUAGCAAAGAUUUGUCCAAUUAUAGCUUGCAGAAACAUGCAGACUUACUACUGAUUUUCUUGACAUUCAUCCUAUUUUUUUUGUGUCUGGGGGUUUACAACUUCCGGCUAACUCUUUUUAACAGGCUAAGCAAGUUAUUAGUAUCAGAUAAUGGCAGUAGAGCUAGCUAUUCAUUCUAAUAUAUUUAGCAGCAAAUCAUAGUGCUACAUUGAUGAGUGAUGUCCUUCCACAGGAUUUGUGUAGGAGACGACCACAGAACUUUGUUCUGUUGCUCACAAUUGCAAACUGUUAAAUCCCUGUUGAUGUUUUUAAAUUAACAAUUGAGAUAUUCUAUUUCAGUGUGAGUCAGGGUGCAGUAAAAUAAAACAACAAGGAAUUAUGUUUCCAUUUGAAUGGCAGAAUGUACAAAGACUUAUUUGUAAUACAAUACGCAUGACCCCCGGAGAUGCUCCUGUGUACAUAUUGACACCAUCUGAUGUGAGACAAUGGUUUGAUACAGGAUGUUACGGUGUGAAAAGGCAUGGGGAAUGCAUUUUCUGUUCAUAACAUCAAAUACUUGCUUUAAAAAAUAAUGAAGCGAAAUGGGGCGGGGGGGGGG
This is a messenger RNA of Esox lucius (northern pike), 3652 nucleotides long. RefSeq names its product zinc finger protein 319. The transcript has 2 exons. The coding region runs from base 633 to 2453 and encodes 606 amino acids. NCBI's taxonomy places the organism in Eukaryota, Metazoa, Chordata, Actinopteri, Esociformes, Esocidae. The record is from RefSeq and is a predicted model, not a curated record.